Messenger RNA from Wyeomyia smithii (pitcher-plant mosquito), 2456 nucleotides. RefSeq lists its product as uncharacterized. Gene Ontology annotation, molecular function: transmembrane transporter activity. The coding region runs from base 956 to 2383 and encodes 475 amino acids. The record is from RefSeq and is a predicted model, not a curated record. The transcript has 3 exons. Gene Ontology annotation, cellular component: membrane. Lineage: Eukaryota; Metazoa; Arthropoda; Insecta; Diptera; Culicidae. Gene Ontology annotation, biological process: transmembrane transport.
AUGUGAACCUACUCAAAAGUUUGAUUAAAAACUUUAUGAGAAGAUUGGCAUAAUUUGUAUCAUUAACAUUUAAAAACACUAGUUGAUCAAAUUUACUUGAUUUCCAUCCGCAGGUUUAGGAAAGCAGAUGAUUUUAUUCGAAUUUAAAACGAUGAUUUAUUCCGAGUGAACAAUCCAAACUUUUACUUUUAAAAUCUGAAUACUACUUACUCUUGCAUCCAUGACUAGAAAACCCGUAGUAGCCCUGCUGGCAGCGGUCGCAGUUUGUGCCCUCGACGCCGGCUUUGCAGAAGCACUGUCCCGUGUACAUAUCGCACUCCUGGUGGUCACUUCCAUUGGGAUCGCAGCUGCACUGAAUACAACCGGCACCGGAAUCCACAUUCCAGAAUCCCGUCUUGCACCGAUUACACUGGCGGCCCUCCACGUACGGCUUACAAACACACUGCCCACUGUGCUGGUUGCAGAUCCGCUUGACCGAACCUUGGAUGUGACAGUUGCAACCUGCGCGGGAGAGAACAAAACAGAGAAUGAGUUAGUCAAAAUGAUAGCAACACGAUAGUGAAACACAUUAAUCAAAUGUUGAAUCAUCAAGCACAAACGCAGUAGAGCGUACCGCAGACAGAAUAUUUUGAUCGCUGAUUAUUACUCACAACCCGGCGAGAACAGUCACUUCGCCGCACGAUAAGAAUGCCCAAAAGCACUAUAUUACUCGUGAAAAGCACAAUUUUGCGUUAUCUCGACAGCUAACAACCCCACGAGAGAACUCCAGGUGAGCUACUGGGGCAAACUCAGUGAAGGUACCUUGUCUAGCUGCAGAUAACAGCGUCUGUUGACAUUUGGAGCCGGCGCGAAAGAAGCUGCUUAAAUAAAGCAGCCGCAGUCAUCUUACCCAUCAGUAGCAACGGACGGAUAUCUAGGACAGGAAGGUGCCACAUCACUUUGUCAAGGCAUAAAAAUGAUACGUUACGUAGAAUGGUUCAAGGAAUCUCGGAAGAAUUUGGCUCAGAACACCACUUUGACGACAGGGAUGCUGACUCUGGUGGCCACCGGACUGAUGAUCGGUGCCACCAUAUUCAAUGUCGAUUCGCAGCACCAACCGUGGGAUACUGAGAUGCACUCGUUUUGGGCCCAUCUCAUUACAAUCACCUUCUACUGGGGGGCAGUUCACGGAACGCUCGCCGGUGGAUUUCUCGUCGAACGAUACGAAAAGAAAUGGAUUUCGCCGAUCUAUCUUUCGUUGGCCAUCGUGGGUAACAUCCUGGUAAUCGCCAUCCCCGACCACUGGGCAAGUGUUUCAUUUGGUCGUGCCCUGCUUGGCAUAGCGCACGGAAUUGUUUAUGUAGUGGUGAUUAUUCACGGUGGCGAAGUGUCCGUUAAAGAACGCCGCGGUUUCAAUAUUUCAGCCGUGAACUUGUGCGUGAUGAUCGGUAUUUUGACGUACGGAUUGUUUGGCCCAAUGGGUACCUACGGAUACGGAAUGCACCCGUUAAGACUCGUUGGAAUAUUAGGACUUAUUCUCUGCGUCAUGGCAAGUGCUUGUGUGUUUACUCUCACGCAAGAAUCGCCGCUAUUUUUGAUCCGAAAGGAGCGAGAUGCUGAUGCGAUAAAAAUGAUGAAAAUUUACCGAGGUGAAAGAACGGAAACGUUGGAGAUACGUGAGGAAUACGCUGCGUUUAAGUCGAUGCUGCAGGACGAGGAAGGAUUCACUAAAUCACUCAUAAAAGAUAAAAACUACCGUCCUUUUCUGCUACUGGGAUUUUGCAAAGAGGCGGCCGCGUAUUCAUUCAAUAUGGCGCUGAAUGUAGUUAGACUACACAUUCUGAACGAGCUGAUAGAUGACUUUAGAGUUUCUGCCGCAUUGAUUAUGGCGAUUCGACUGGUGAUGGGAGUUGCUGGCAUGUUUUACAUCGACAAAUUCGGCCGUAAAGCUCCAAUAGUUUGCUCUACGCUGGGCAGCGGUGCAAUACUCACGAUAAUGGGACUGUUGUACUUAGUAUCAGACCACGUUCCGCUGGGUGUUGCAGUAGCGGCGAUGCUUGCCUACGAAGUUAUGGCAUCCUCCGGACUCACCUUCGCUACAGACGUGUACAGUUCAGAAUCAGUCUACCCCAAGAAAAAGGCCAUGACGGUUGCACUCGGUAUUCAGAUGAAGGAAAGCAGCUCGCAUAUUAUGAUGCUUUCGGUAGCGUCUUCGUGGGAUUUGAGUACCGAUCUCUACCGUGGAAUCAUCAUGAUGCUGUGCGGCGUUCCCUUGUUGGUGUUUUCGGCAGUAUUCUACCGAUGGCUACCGGAAACAGCGAACCUAUCACUUCAGCAAUCUCAACGAAAGUUUUUGAAGCGCCGAAAGGAAUGGGAUAGCAUCAGUUUGAACGAAGAAAUUUAAAAUAAAAUAAGCUUCCAAUUGGAGCGAGUGUGUAAACAAAAAAGAAAAUAUCUCAAAAAUAUGCAAAUAUAAA